AUGUCAUAUAUUAAAAUCAUUCAAAGCCAUACCGAAUAUACACAAUUGAUUGCUUCAACGAAGCUGACCGUUGUUGAUUUUCAUGCCACUUGGUGUGGACCUUGUCAUAUGAUUGCUCCUAUUUUCAAAGAGUUAAGCGAAAAAUAUAGACACGCUAAUUUUGCAAAGGUUGAUGUUGAUCAACUUAGAGAAGUUGCUGCAAAUGGAAAACAAAUUGGUGAAAUGUCGGGUGCCAAUCCUGAAGAACUUAGAAGACUUGUUGCUCAACAUGCCGCCGGUGCGCUUCAACCAGGUGAAUCUAGUACUUUGACUAUUAACGGACAUAGUGAUAUAAAUGAGUUUAUCACACUGAAUCAAAUUGAUUGUCUUAAUCAACAAGAAAAUAAUAAUGUUCGAAAUCUUUUUAAGAAAGAUGAUACAAUUUUGGAAUCUGAUGUUGAUGAACAGCUUUUAAUUUCUAUUCCACUUGAUCUUGGUUUCGACGAGACAGACUCGAUUGAAGCAACACAAAUAAUAGAACUGUCAGAAAAAGAUUAUGAAAAAGAUGGUGGUGCUAUAAUUCCUUUAAGAUUUGUCAAAUUUCAAUCAAUUACAAAUCUCGUUUUAUUCAUUUAUGAUAAUUUAGGAGGAGAAGAAACAACCCAACUUAAGGAAUUGAUGUUCAUUGGAUCUCCUGUUGAAACAACUAAAAUGGAAAACUUAAAGAAAAUUGGUGAAGGUCAACAGUGA
Molecule: messenger RNA, 729 nt
Organism: Entrophospora sp. SA101
Lineage: Eukaryota; Fungi; Glomeromycota; Glomeromycetes; Entrophosporales; Entrophosporaceae
Source: the annotation of a GenBank genome assembly